Metarhizium album ARSEF 1941 is the source of this 2220-nucleotide messenger RNA. RefSeq names its product Protein kinase-like domain protein. Gene Ontology annotation, cellular component: cytoplasm. The record is from RefSeq and is a predicted model, not a curated record. Gene Ontology annotation, molecular function: choline kinase activity; ethanolamine kinase activity. The coding region runs from base 1 to 2220 and encodes 739 amino acids. NCBI's taxonomy places the organism in Eukaryota, Fungi, Ascomycota, Sordariomycetes, Hypocreales, Clavicipitaceae. Gene Ontology annotation, biological process: phosphatidylethanolamine biosynthetic process; phosphatidylcholine biosynthetic process. The transcript is spliced from 3 exons.
AUGGCUGAACAAGACCCCACGACAUUUGGCCCUGCUCCUCUGCGAUCAGCCCUGAAAUCUGAUGGCGAUGGCGACAGGACGCCCCCAGCCAGCGGUGCUCUGAAAGCUGUGCAAAUUGCCGAGCCUGUUCCUGAUUUCGAAGAAGAUCCCCAGACCAUCAAGACCUUCCGCGCAGGACUGAGCCGUCGACUAAGUGGCAAGUCUGCAUCGGGUAAAUCUUCAAUUACCGAAGGCUCGCCAGCUCUGCGCCCCGAUGACGAUUCGGCGCACUCCUCUGGUCAUAAUCACUCGCAGAGGCACCAGUAUUACGCUGAGAAGCUGCUGGCUCAAGUUUCCGACUGGUUGGAGCACGAAAAGCGAAAAAAGACUGCCUCUCGCAAACCCAUUUCUCGUCGCCAGUCAAAGUCACCUCCUGAUCGAGACCGUUCGACUCUCGCAACCCCAGCUCGUGACAGGUCUGACUCUGUCGACUCGCAAUCCAGCGACGUGUCUUUUGAGAAACUCGAGCACAUCUUGCAAGAUUCUUUAGCAUCGCUUGGUCUGAGCUCCAUUCCGCAACAUCCUCCUAAACUCUCCCGCCGGCGCCGUGCCAACUCAAAGCCCAGCUUAAAUCGUACAGCCUCUUCUGACACUGAUUAUCUUGACGGCGAUGCUAUUGUGCCAAGCUGUGACGCCUGGUUGGACAAUUCCAAAACGAUGAGCUACACUGGUGGUGUUGCAAGCGAGAAUGACACGCCGGGCGGCCAGGCGUACGAAAAUGAUCCUUGGCUCACAUUCAAGAAUGACAUCAUCCGUAUUGCUCACACUCUUAAGCUGAAAGGAUGGAGACGCAUCCCCCUGAAUAGCGGCGACACCAUCACAGUUGAGCGACUAAGUGGGGCUUUAACCAACGCAGUUUAUGUCGUAACGCCUCCAGUGGAUCUUGCUGAAAUCGAGGGCAAAAGGACUCCCCCAAAACUACUUCUGCGUGUCUAUGGCCCUCAAGUGGAGCAUCUCAUCGACCGUGAAAACGAGCUGAAGGUUCUCCAGCGUCUAGCACGGAAGAAGAUUGGUCCUCGACUUUUGGGAACGUUUCAGAAUGGCCGGUUUGAGCAGUUCUUCAACUCCAUCACGCUGACGCCUGCUCACUUGCGUGAACCAGACACCACCAAGCAAAUUGCCAAGCGAAUGAGGGAACUGCACGAUGGUGUCGAACUCCUUCCCCUUGAACGCGAUGGUGGCCCCGGAGUGUGGAAGAAUUGGGACCAGUGGGUGGAAAAUGUAGCCAAGAUUAUGGCCUAUCUUGACAGGCAAUUGGAUACCGCCCCCCCUCCGCUAGCCAAGCCCGACUCUGUCGUUCACGCCUGGAAAGCCAAUGGCUAUGUGUGCGGAGCGCCUUGGGAGCGGUUCCUAGCCAUGGUAGUCAAGUACCGAACCCAUUUGGCCAACUGCUACAAGCCCAAGGAAAUUAUCAAGGAGCGAUUGGUGUUUGCACAUAACGAUACUCAGUACGGAAACAUUUUGCGUAUUAAGCCAGACGACGAAAAGUCGCCGCUGCUUCAACCGGCCAAUAAGCAUAAGCAGUUAGUUGUUAUUGACUUUGAAUAUGCCGGCCCCAAUGUUCCCGGUCUCGAGUUCGCCAAUCACUUUACGGAGUGGACGUACAAUUACCACGAUCCUGUCACUUCCUACGCCUGCAAUCAUGAGAGAUACCCAACUCCUGAAGCGCAACGACGUUUCAUCAAGGCCUAUGUUGACCAUCGACCGCAAUUUCCUGUUGCUUGCUCGACUCCCCGGAUCAAGCCCCAGGAUAGCGGUCCACCUACUCCAUCUCUAGGCCCUACGCCUUCAUCCAGCUCCAUCGUUGAUUUUAUGCUUGAUGCCCGCGUCCCGCCCGGCGGCUGGAGCGCCGCCGAACGUGCGCGGGAAGAACAGAGCGAUGCACACGUACGGCAAUUAAUGGAGGAAACCCGCCUUUGGAGACCUGCCUGCAGCGCCUUCUGGAUUGCAUGGGGCAUUGUACAAGCCAAGGUUCCUGGUCUGGACGCCAACAAUGAGUCCGUGUCUGAAAAGGAGGCCGCAAAAGCCGAGCAAGAGUUGGGCCCUGAUGAAUUUGACUACUUGAGCUAUGCACAGAGCCGGGCCUUUUUCUUUUGGGGUGAUUGCGUGCAGAUGGGAUUGGUCAAACCUGAGGAAUUGCCCGAGAAGUUGAGGUCAAUGUUGAAAAUUGUUGACUAUUAG